Messenger RNA from Micromonas commoda, 546 nucleotides. RefSeq lists its product as hypothetical. NCBI's taxonomy places the organism in Eukaryota, Viridiplantae, Chlorophyta, Mamiellophyceae, Mamiellales, Mamiellaceae. The record is from RefSeq and is a predicted model, not a curated record. The transcript has 4 exons. The coding region runs from base 1 to 519 and encodes 172 amino acids.
AUGCGGAGCCAAGUCUCGUUGUCCGCGGGCAUCGCGAAACCGUAUCUUGGAGGUCUGUUUUCCAACGGGGGUCAUCACUUCAACAGUCCACCGACGAGAUGCUGUCCAGCGUCUUCGAGUACGUCAAGGGCGCGACGAUCUCGCGCUGCGAGGAGGCCGAGACGCCCGCAGUGGCGGUCCCCGUGCCGGAGCCGGAGCCGGAGCCGGAGCCCGAGGCUGCCGCCGAGAUCAAGAUCGAGACGGCUCCCUUCGAUCCCAGGUUCCCCCAGCAGAACCAGGCGAAACACUGCUACACCCGUUACAACGAGUUCCACAAGUGCAAGGCUCAGCAGGGUGAGGACGCCGAGGAGUGCGAGAAGUACGCCAAGUACUACCGCUCCCUCUGCCCCACGGAGUGGGUGGAGAAGUGGAACGAGGAGCGCGAGAACGGCACCUGGCCGGGCAGGUACUAAAUCAAACGGUGUACAAGUGUUCUUGAUUUUCCGCGAUGGCUCGGUUGACUCGCCGCGCGUAGUGUGAAUCCAAUUGUAUUUCUCUUCUACAUCC